Talaromyces atroroseus is the source of this 1842-nucleotide messenger RNA. RefSeq lists its product as hypothetical. Gene Ontology annotation, cellular component: nucleus. The transcript has 7 exons. Gene Ontology annotation, molecular function: zinc ion binding; RNA polymerase II cis-regulatory region sequence-specific DNA binding; DNA-binding transcription factor activity, RNA polymerase II-specific. Lineage: Eukaryota; Fungi; Ascomycota; Eurotiomycetes; Eurotiales; Trichocomaceae. Bases 1 to 1842 code for a protein of 613 amino acids. Gene Ontology annotation, biological process: DNA-templated transcription; positive regulation of transcription from RNA polymerase II promoter by galactose. The record is from RefSeq and is a predicted model, not a curated record.
AUGUCUCGUCGGGACAAGCCAAUGAAACCGUCGUCACAUUUUCAAGCGAUAGAAAACCGGUUGAAUCAUCUCGAAUCGCUACUCGGAAACGGGCCUGCCAAUCGCAGUAGCACUAAGAGAUCGUGGGAGCACAUAGACACGCCGGAGCAGGACAAACGUGAUUCUGUAACUCCCAACGUCAUAGCUACGAGCGAUGGCCCUGUUACUGGCUCGACUGGAUCUGAUGAUCCCACGGAUGGAAUGGGACACUUUGUUUUCGCUGAUGAGGAACAUCGUGCUUACUUUGGACCAUCAUCAAACAUCGCCUUCACGUCGGACUUGUCGCGAGCGUUGAAACGUCUAUCGCGCUCCCGCGGCGAAUAUUCUCCCGGAAGCAUACAGAGAUUGCCCGACUUUCAUAUCGCACGAGUCUCGCGACCGAGCUCACCUCUACCUGACGCGGUUCCAUCCACAGCAAGUGGACACCAAGAUGACACACCAGUCUCAUCAAUUUUCUAUCUACCUCCCGACGAGGAAACAUCGGCACUUAUUGAUCAAUACUUUUCUAACACGGGCUUAUUAUUUCCCUAUCUUCAUGAGGAGACCUUUCGCGAGUCGUAUAAGAAACUAAAGCAGAAUCAUGCUGCAACCCGCCGCACUUGGCUGGGCGUAUUGAACAUGGUGCUCGCUAUGGCCACUCACACCACAGUUUUGCCAGUGGGCGAGUCUGAAAAACGUCAAAUAAGGUCUGAAGCAUUCUACCGUCGUGCUGACAGCCUAUGUGCGGAGUAUGUCAUGAAUGGAGCAAGUCUAGAAAUUGUUCAGUAUUUACUUUUAGUAAGUCAGUAUAUGCAAGGAACACGAUCGUCCAUUCAAACAUGGGCAACGCACGGCCUCGCUGUCAAAGUAGCUUUGCAGCUCGGCCUGCACUCUAGCGAAACCUCAAAGCGGUUUCCUCCUGUCGAGCGUGAGAUUCGAAAAAGAACAUGGUUUUGUUGCAUUGUUCUCGACCGGAGUCUGAGCAUGACCUUUGGUCGCCCUGCCUCGAUACCUGACUGCUACUCUCGCCUUGAACUGCCCAUCUAUUUUGAUUCCAUUGAGCCGCGUGAGAGACAAAUUGAAGCACGACGGCGAUGUCGGUAUAGUACUGAUUUCUUCAACGCUACGAUUCGACUGUAUUCCAUCAUGGGAAAGGCCAUUGAGUGCCUAUAUGACAGCAAUUUAGGCGUCGAUGACAAGAUUCCUAACUAUGAGUUGAUCACGAGCGUUCUACGUAUGCGGCAUUCUUUAGAGGCAUGGGUUGAACAGCUACCCACACACAUGAGGCUUAUCCAAUCACAGAACUGCCUCGCGCAGCUGGGUAGAGAUCCGUCUAUCGAUCGAUCUCGCACCAUUUUGACCCUCCAGUAUCACAAUAUCAAAUUGCUCGUUCACCGCGUGGUUCUUGUUCGACUUUGUGACUGCCUCGAUGAUUUAGACGCACAAGGUCAUGAUAGCUUGUGCCUGCGAGACAUAUCUUGGAGCACCGUGCAUAUUGCCCUCGAAUCUGCAACUGAGAUCAUCAAUAUCGUCCGUACUUUCGUCGAAUCUGCAGGGGUGCGCCGAGCACUGUUAUGUCCGUGGUGGUUUUCUCUUUAUUACAAAUCAUGCAAACAGCCUCAACCCACUGCCCAUGACACAGACUAUUUAUCGAUACCGAAACACAAUCAUCUUGAUAAUCACAACGAUAACUCCGUCGCAGACAAGGAAGUUGUUGACCCGAAUCUUUCAUUCCUAGACUUCAACUUCAUGACCAAUGAGCUGUUUGACGUGACAGAUGGAUUAUUGCCGAAUCGGGGAUAUAAUCUAGAAUUUCAUCUCUAG